AUGGACUGGUUUUCAUGGCUAUCAAAAACUCAUCUUAAACCUCCAUUCAUUCACGAAUACGCAGUAGCGUUCUCCCAAAAUCAACUCGAAGAAGACGAUAUCGCUUAUUUCAACCAUGAAUUCCUUCAAAGCAUGGGAAUCUCCAUAGCCAAACACAGGCUUGAGAUACUCAAGCUCGCAAAAGGCUCAUCUGCUUGGCACCCAAUUGCUAAAAUAAUGAUAGCCAUCAAGAAAACCAAAAGAACCUUGGGUAGUUACAUUCGAACAUGGGUGCACCACAAUGAUUCGGCUAUGAUCAGGGUGAAGAGAAGGAGUUACAGUUCAAGAUGGAAAGAGGCCAUGGCCAAGAGGAGCAACAGGUUGGUGAUGAACAGACGAGGCUCUGCAACUCUUUUGAUCAAUAAUGGCUACCCGCCGGUGGUUAAAUCCGGAGGCGCGAGAGUGAAUAGCUUAUCGAGUCCAUUGGUUUACGAUCUCCACUAUGACCAAGGGAAAACAGAAGGCGGCGACGAUGAAGGAAAUUGCUUCACCGACGAUGAAGACGACGGCGAUGGUGGCAGAUAUUGGUCUGGUAGAGGUGUUGAAGAGAUCAAGUGGGACGCUAUGUUCCACAACUUAAAACCCACUUAA
Messenger RNA from Lactuca virosa, 630 nucleotides. The record is from the annotation of a GenBank genome assembly. NCBI's taxonomy places the organism in Eukaryota, Viridiplantae, Streptophyta, Magnoliopsida, Asterales, Asteraceae.